Chinchilla lanigera (long-tailed chinchilla) is the source of this 674-nucleotide messenger RNA. Its product is annotated as tripartite motif-containing protein 5-like. Gene Ontology annotation, molecular function: zinc ion binding. Bases 141 to 674 code for a protein of 177 amino acids. Lineage: Eukaryota; Metazoa; Chordata; Mammalia; Rodentia; Chinchillidae. The transcript is spliced from 3 exons. The record is from RefSeq and is a predicted model, not a curated record.
CAUAGGCGUCCAAAGCUGUGUUAAGCACUUCGUGGUGGGCAGAGCUCAGAAGACUUUAGAAGAAAAAGCAGCAUUUGCUUGGGAUCCAGGGCAGGAGAAGCCUCAGAGUGUGGACAGACAGGAGCAGGGAAACAGCAUCUAUGGCUUCGUCAGUCCUGGAAGAUGUGAAGGAGGAGGUGACCUGCCCCAUCUGCCUGGAGCUCAUGACAGAACCUGUGAGCACCGACUGUGGCCACACUUUCUGCAAACUCUGCAUCACUUCAAGCUAUGUGUUGACAGAACAUGAACAAGGAGUGAAAAAAUGUCCUGUGUGCAGAGACACUUAUCAGUUUGAAAACCUGAGGCCCAGUCGACAUGUGGCCAAUAUAGUGGAGAGGCUCAGGGACAUGACCCUGACCCACAAGGCAGAUCAGUGUGACCUCCAUGGGGAGAAACUCCUGCUGUUCUGUAUGACAGAUGAGAAAUUCAUUUGCUGGCUUUGUGAGCAUUCUCAACAGCACCGCGGUCACUACACGCUUCUCAUGCAGGAGGCUGCACAGGUCUAUUGGACGAGACUCCAGGAAGUGCUGCAGAAGCUGCUGAAGGAUGAGAAAGAGUUUGAGAAGUGGAACGCUCACAUCGACGAAGAAAGGACUUCCUGGAAGGCAGGAGGCCACACUUCCUCAGGGUGCUAG